Kickxella alabastrina is the source of this 864-nucleotide messenger RNA. RefSeq lists its product as uncharacterized. Gene Ontology annotation, molecular function: tRNA dihydrouridine synthase activity; flavin adenine dinucleotide binding. Gene Ontology annotation, biological process: tRNA processing. The record is from RefSeq and is a predicted model, not a curated record. The transcript has a single exon. Bases 1 to 864 code for a protein of 287 amino acids. NCBI's taxonomy places the organism in Eukaryota, Fungi, Kickxellomycota, Kickxellomycetes, Kickxellales, Kickxellaceae.
AUGGUAAGAUACUCAAAGAACGCAUUUCGCGAGGUGCUGAGGGACUACAAUGUGGAUAUUGCCUACACACCGAUGAUUUUGGCCGAUGUAUUUAAAUCGAGCGAGUUUGCACGACAGGACUAUACCACCAACGAUCGCGACUGCCCAGUCGUUGUGCAGUUUGCAGCGCACGAUCCAAUUGACUUGGCACACGCAGCACAAAUAAUCGCGCCAUUUGCUGAUGGCAUCGACCUCAACUGCGGCUGCCCGCAAAAAUGGGCGUACAAGGAAAAGAUUGGCGCUUACCUAUCAGAUCGCCCUGAAACAGUGCACGAGAUGGUCCGCGCGGUGAAGGCAGCCGUAAACAUACCCUGUUCUGUAAAAAUCCGCAAGCACCCGACCAAUCCUCACAUCACCGUUGAGCUAGUGCGCCGCGCACAGAUGAUGGGUGUCGACUGGAUUACAAUUCAUGGGCGCACCCGUCACCAAAAAAGCACGGAGCCUGUUGAUUACAACAUAAUCCGCCUGGUCAAGGAAUCGGUAUCUGUACCUGUACUUGCCAACGGCGGCAUAUUCAGCCUGGCCGAUGCCGAUGCCAUGUAUGAUAACACUGGCGUUGACGGCGUGAUGGCGGCGCGCGGCUUGUUGCAAAAUCCAGCUUUAUUUGCAGGAUAUGAGCACACUCCGUUAGCCUGUGUCGAAAAAUAUGUCAACUGUGCCUUGGCCUACGGCACACCAACAUCAAUAAUGCACCACCACAUCAUGUACAUGAUGGAGGCGACGAUGAGUAGCGUGGAGCGCCGGUCCUUCAACUGCCUGACGUCAACCCCAGCCAUCUUGGACCAUCUCGCUCACUACUAUGGCGUGCAGUGCACGCUGAUCUGA